Messenger RNA from Oncorhynchus tshawytscha (Chinook salmon), 1036 nucleotides. RefSeq names its product glycine receptor subunit alpha-4. Gene Ontology annotation, cellular component: membrane. The record is from RefSeq and is a predicted model, not a curated record. Gene Ontology annotation, biological process: monoatomic ion transport. The transcript has 2 exons. Bases 5 to 412 code for a protein of 135 amino acids. Lineage: Eukaryota; Metazoa; Chordata; Actinopteri; Salmoniformes; Salmonidae.
CUGGAUGGCCGUGUGCUUGCUGUUCGUGUUCGCUGCGCUGCUCGAGUAUGCAGCAGUCAACUUCGUCUCACGGCAACACAAGGAGUUUAUCAGGCUGAGGAAGAAGCGGCGGCGGCAAAGAAUAGAAGAGGAACUGGUGAGAGACAGCCGUGGGUUUUACUUCCGCGGCUACGGACUGGGUCACUGCCUGCAGACCAAGGACGGAACGGCGGUGGGAGGGGCCACAAUCUUCAACCCGCCGGUGUCCACCAUGUAUGAUGGAGAGGCAGUCCGCAAGCGCUUCGUGGACCGGGCCAAGCGCAUCGACACGAUAUCCCGCGCAGUCUUCCCUCUGAGCUUCCUCUUCUUCAACAUUUUCUACUGGAUUACCUACAAAGUGCUGCGACAUGAGGACAUCCACGCAAAUUUGUAAUUCCCAGCGACCCCUAAUUGUUACAUGCUAAUUUUUUUUCAACCAAAACUGCCUAUCAGAUAUACAUUAAAAGUGUUUCAGGGGCAUAUGCUUCGCAACAGUUGCCAUUGAUGCUAAAAAACUCUGUGCUCAGGUGCGUCUUCAGGAUUUCAGAGAGAGAGAGAGAGAAAGUGUGUAUGAAAAGAAAGUGAAGAUGUGAAUUUAAACUGGUGUUAGAGUGCUAUUUGUUAUUGCAUUCUCUUUUAUCUUAGUCAUCUUGUUUUGACUGGAUUACAGCAGAAACAUAAUAAUGCUAGUCUUUGAACUUCUGCCUGAACUCUGAACUAUGGCUAAAGGCAGAUACCACAAGGGAAUAUUAGUCAUGGCUGGAUGGAUACUAAUGACUUGAAUUUUACCAAUCAACGCAUCUUUAAAUGAAUGUAAAAAAAAAUAAGGAAAAAAGGCUUUUUUUACAACUUUACAAUGCCAAACAAAUGGAUGUGAGGGAGGGAUUGGGGUCUUUGAUAUUUCUGGAUUUAAAUGAGGUGAUGAUGAUAUGUUGUUUUAACUACAUAUGACAAUAGAUUAUAUACAGUGCAUUCAGAAAGCAUUCAGACCCCUUGAGUUUUUCCUCAUUUUAUUAUG